GGGGAGAGGGAGCAAGGGAGGGAGCGAGAGAGAGAGAGGGGGGAGCGAGAGAUGGCUCGGGAUUUCGCUGUAAUCAUGUUUGGGGAGUAUUGAUUUCGAGAGCGCACUCCAAUUGGCAGCAUCUCUACUAUACAGCGCCGGCGCGUCAUCCGCGGUUCACAUCGACGGAACGAGUUGUAAGCAAAUGAGAACAUGUGUGGGAUCUGAGAGAGUGAGAAAAGGCAAGGGGUGAUAGAGAGGAGCAAGAGGGGGUGUGAUAAAAGCCAAUUUUAUCGUUCCUGACAAGUGGAUGCGAGAUUUGAUUGCUGGACUUUUCCCUCCCACCCCUUUAUAUAUAUAUGCGUGUAUGUAUAUUUAAAUAUACACACACACAUGUAUAUACAUUUUUUUUUCAGAAAGGGAAUUUAUCGAUUCGUCACAUGCGCACGCCUCUUCGUUAUAAUUGCAGACAGUUGGGUGCUGUUCAGGCUGAAUGGACUUGAAUGUGCCGCUGCCAGCUUAAUCCGUGCAGACUGGAAGAUUUAAUAAUUCACGGUAAUCACGCAUUGACGCCUCGGUGGAUGCUCCCCGCGCAGCCCUGGUGAUUUUUGCCCCUCUUUUCCGAUUCUUCCUGUUGUCUUGUGGUGGAUUUAUCGACGGCUGCUUCGCUCCUUAUCUGAAAUAUCAUCUGUUGCUGCAACUGGAAUGAAAAGCCCUCAUGACUGACUCUGGCACGCGUUUGAGACUGAGCGUUGUAAGGUGAUGUGGACUGUCAGAUAAGAAGCAUUUCAACCGCCAUUUGGCUUUUUACCCUGGGUAAAAUGGACAAAAAAUUGUUAUUACUUUUAUUACUUCUCUUGUCUCUACACGCGAGGCUGUGAUUUUGCUUGCAUUCAUCAUGAUUCUUCUACUCCACUGAAUUGCCGCUUAUUGAUAGAGACUGAGCGUUAUAUCUGUAUUACAAGGCAGAUUCCAACGUGAAGUGGUAUUGAAGACCGUGGGAUACGUGAAUCGUGGAGGUGUUUUGCCUCCCUUCCUCUUGUUUUGAUUUAUUCCAUUUUCAACUGAAGGGUAAAUGUUGAUGAUGGAGGACGACGAUUUAGACGCUCAUCAGGUUGAUUCGGAUUUCGAGCCGCAAAGCCGGCCUCGCUCAUGCACCUGGCCGCUACCGUGCCCUCAGGAUUUCCCCGGCGGACACGAGGUGAGCGGAGGUCUUCCUCUGGCCAAUAUCAAGGUGGAACCGGAGGACGUCCCGGCUUGCAGAGCGGGGCUCGUGGGCGGAACACCGGGAGACCUGAAGCAUCCAGCCGGCGCCCUGGCACCCACGGGCGCGACGCACCCAUGCUUGGCUGGCGCGGCGCUCGAUGUGACAGGACCCUUGCGCAAAGCCAAAUCUUCGCGGCGGAACGCGUGGGGGAACCAGUCCUACGCGGAUCUCAUUACCCGCGCCAUUGAGAGCACCCCAGAAAAGAGACUCACGCUGUCACAGAUAUACGACUGGAUGGUCCGUUAUGUGCCCUAUUUCAAGGAUAAGGGCGACAGUAACAGCUCUGCUGGCUGGAAGAAUUCCAUUCGACACAAUCUAUCCCUCCACACACGCUUUAUCCGGGUGCAAAAUGAGGGGACGGGAAAGAGUUCCUGGUGGAUGCUGAACCCAGAUGGAGGGAAAAUGGGAAAAGCUCCCCGGCGACGGGCAGUCUCCAUGGACAACAGUACUAAAUACCUAAAAAGCAAAGGCCGCAUCAGAGGCAAGCGGGUUGGACGUCCUGGGAUUGGAGCAGGAUCUGCUGUGGUGGGGCUUCAGAGCUCCCCAGACCAUAGCAGCCCAUCACGGAAAGGCCUGCCAGGAACAGGAGGUGCAACUGGAACAGAUGGAGAGUUUGACGCUUGGACAGACCUCCAUUCCAGGGCUAGUUCCUCAGCUUCUACUCUGAGUGGGCGUCUGUCACCCAUUCUCGCUGAGGGAGAGCCAGAGGAACCAGAGGAGGGUGUCCUGUCCUGUUCCACCUCCCCGCACCUCUACCCCUCCCCAACUAGUGCCCGGUCUCCAACCAUGGGGGCAGGGACUCACUGUCCUCCCCUCGAGCAGCUGCCUCAGCUGGCUAACCUGACAGGUGCCAUCAGUCUGGAUGAACAGAUGAUGGAGGAUGGUUAUCUUCCUCAUCGUCCACAGCAGCAGCAGCAGCAGCAUCAGCAGCAUCCAGCCGUUGGUAGACAUAAGCACCAGACUCCUGUCUAUCACUACAAUUCUGGAGUGAAGGGACAGAGCUCCUACAGUGCAGGCAUCUAUGGGGCGACGGGCAUGGGGAUGCUGCGUCACCACUCACCAAUGCAGACAAUUCAGGAGAACAAACCAGCCAGUUUCUCUGGAACAAUGCGGACAUACUCCAGUACCAAUGCCCUGCAGAGUCUAUUAACAGGAGGGGCAGCAGGGCAGCAAUACUGUUCCAAGGACAUGAUGCUGGGACAGGAGAGGGAAAGACAUCCUAUGAUGGGUCAAGCUAGUAAUGGAGUUGGCUCCAACCAUCACAGCCACCACCCAAGCCACCACAAUGGCCACAGCCACAAUGGACCUCAUAGUCACAGCUCAGCUCUUAGCCAUAACAGAACUCACAGCCAUGCUAGCCAUAAUCACAACAAUGUAACCAAUCACAACCACAACUCACCUCACAGUCUCACUCACAAUGGACACACCCUCAGCCAGAGCCAUAACCACACACCGCCCCGGGCUGCGGCCUUGACCCCACGUGGCCACAACAAUCCAUUGCAGACCUACAACCCCAAAUCUCCAUACCUGUACAGCCCCCCAUCACAUGCCCACCUCCCUGCUUCCACUACACUCCCCCCAAAUCCAGCUGGUAUGCUUGGUAUACCCCAGGACUCCUGUCAUGUGGCCACUGCCCCACACCCACGUCACAACCAUUACUCAGACCCGCAACAUCAAGGUAUGACAAACGGACUGUAUCACCCUGGCCAAGGAAUGGGCAAUGGUACCAUUGGUAGCAACUAUCAUAGCUAUCACCAACCACACCCCCAUGACAGACUACCUGCUGACCUUGACAUUGAUAUGUUCCAUGGUAGCUUGGACUGUGAUGUGGAGUCCAUCCUCCUCCAUGACAUUAUGGACUCUGGGGAGGAGAUGGACUUUAACUUUGACUGCUCCUUAGCCCAGGGAGUGGGCAUUGGCAUGGGAAUGGGUAUGGGCGUGACCAUGGGCAUGGGGAUGGGAAUGAGUGGACUGGCUGGUCCACAGCAAGCCCAUAGCAACCAGAGCUGGGUGCCUGGCUAAAGUCUAAAACAACACAUUCUACCCUCAGAAAGAACUACCCUGCCCAUGAAGCACUGUGCUCAACUGUGACAUCCCCGACUUCUCACAAAGACUACAGGACCAACACUCCCAUGUCCUUUGGUUGUCUUGACAAUUCCUCUGUCACCCCUCCUCUUUUGAUCCCACUCUCCCCAAGAGAUCUAGUUAACAUGUCACAUUAAGUUUUUCCUUAUAUCAGCUAUACUGUGAUGACAAUCUCUCAGCUGUGCUUGCCCAACAUCACUUCUCAUCUACCAUGAGAACUGAACUCUGAAUGCACUUUAUCGCAAGUGGGUCACAUCUCGCAGUGCAAUGGCUUCACAGAGCAGCUCAGACAGAGCUUGGCAUGUUUUGUAAGGUGGCUGCAGCAUUUGACAGGAACAAAUGAGGAAAUCAUAAGCUCCGCUGACAAAGUGUCAGAACUAGGCAUCGAAUUAAAAUUGGAAUUCUGAUAAGCUGUCAUUAUCAGUUUUUUUUUGUUUUUGUUUUUUUGGUUAUUUUGAAUUUUUUGGAGUGAAUCUUGUAUUUUCUAAUCUGCUACUUCUUCCAAAGUUCUUCCAAAAUUUGAAAGAUGAAUGAAAUAUAUUUUAUUUAAGAUUAGUUGAGAUGUAUGGAAAAUUGGUCCCAGAUUCUUUCAUAUUUCCAGACGUUCCAAUUAUUUAUCUUACAUCAGCAGCCGUGUUAUUUAUAGCCUCACGCAUUUAGUCCUUGGUGCUUUGACUUCUCUCUUGGAUGUAACAUUUUGUUAAUGGCCUUUUGCUAUUGGUUAGAGAAUAUUGUCACUAUGACGUUAAAUGGAUUCUAUCAUUAGUGUCUAGCAAGCAAUUUGGUGAAUUAAAAUGUCAUAUCACCUUGCCUCACCUGGGCUUCUAGUACCAGUUUUCUCUCUGUUUCUCUGCUUCCACAUACCCUCCCCUUCUCUCUGCCUGCCACUGGAGACAAAGUGACCAUUCCUCACACUGAGCCAUUAAUGUAGCUUGAUUGAAAUUCAGCAUCUUGCUUUUAAUCUCCAAAGUGAUGUGGCAGCGAUGUGUCAUUAUUGAGAAUCUAACGCGUUGUCCUUCCAUCUCUCACCCUGGCUGCCCCGGCCACCGCUCUCCUCUGUAACUUAAUGCGCCAAGAAAGUGAGACAAAAUGGUGAUUAACGCCAAGUCACUCUGCCUGCUGUCCUGCUCUGAGAAGGGCCAAUGUCACUGUCCACUUGCCUGUUCCAAGUGGGUACAAAAAACAAAGAUGGAGACAAGGAUGGAACAAAGGCCUGUUGUUGCAGUGGGAUCAAUCAUCGGCCUCAGUUUCAAUGCUCUUUAGAUGUGUGUCUGAAAACAGAUGGUGUAGUCACCUUGUAAAUCAUCUCCAUAAUCUGUAUUUUGUUCCCUUGUUCUCAUGUUUGCAGUGCUUACUGUACCCUGAACUUCACAAAUUCACAAAUAUGUGCAAAGGGAGAGUUUUAAGGAUAAAACAAUCAACCAAUCUGAGUGGCAUGAGUCUAAACAGGAUUUUAUUGCCCCACAGCCAUCCACAUCCAGUUUUUGUGUGUUUAUUCUGUUGUCUUGUAGUUGUUGUUGUAUUGUUGAAAUUCUAAGGAACAAUGAGGACAGUGCUGAAAUAUCCACAGUGUAAGGAUAAAAUCCAUUGGUGAAACGAUGUUGGUAGUGCAGUAUGACCUUCCUAAGCUCCAAUACCAUGCACCCCUCCCAUACUGUAUGUGCUCUGCCCAGUUGUUUAAGUGUUUGUGAAUGGGGGGAGUCUGAAACUUGUUUCCUCACGGCCUUGAGAGAGAAAAAAAGAGGACACCCCUAUCCUCUAGUUCCCUCAAGGAGACUCUCCGCAUUUGGUCUGUACCAAUGCGGCACACAAAAGAAAAGGUGGGGGAUAAGGGUGGGGUGGGGGUUAUUGUUACAGCCAAAGGUCAAGCAUGGCACAGACUAUCAGACCCAUUACCGAGGUAAAUACCUUUAUUUCAGGGCUUUUAGCCGCGCUGGUUCCAGUUAAUUGCUGUGUGGAAAAUGCGUGGAAUUUUAUAAGAAACUGGGCCUCAUAAAGCAGUUAUGUUAUAUUCUAUGCUACAGACAUUUAGCAAUGCCCUGCUAUUGGAAAGAGAGCUAUAUAUGAUGUCUAAUUUUCUUAUAUUUAUUUAUGAAAGAGAUUGGUCUUUGUCACUCCUAAAUGUGGUAGUAGUCAACUCCUGUCCCUUCCUCUUUUUUUCUCUGUUUUUUUUAAGAUGUCACUCUCCCGUCGCCCCUUUUACUGACUUUUAUUUUGUACAAAAUCUAUAUAUUAAAAAUAUUGUAUAAUAGUUUUUAAAAUCUCAAAGGAAUAUCAGUUUUGUUGUCUAUUUCUUUUUUAAGAGAAUGUAUCUGAUCAUUUGGUGACUGUUAAAUAAAUGAAAUUAAAA
Molecule: messenger RNA, 5681 nt
Organism: Mugil cephalus (flathead mullet)
Lineage: Eukaryota; Metazoa; Chordata; Actinopteri; Mugiliformes; Mugilidae
Product: forkhead box protein O3-like
Exons: 2
Coding region: 1055-3268 (737 amino acids)
Biological process (GO): regulation of transcription by RNA polymerase II
Cellular component (GO): nucleus
Molecular function (GO): DNA-binding transcription factor activity, RNA polymerase II-specific; RNA polymerase II cis-regulatory region sequence-specific DNA binding
Source: RefSeq, a predicted model, not a curated record